Messenger RNA from Cyprinus carpio (common carp), 3786 nucleotides. It is a transcript of the gene pex5la, whose product is annotated as peroxisomal biogenesis factor 5-like a. The record is from RefSeq and is a predicted model, not a curated record. Gene Ontology annotation, molecular function: protein binding. Gene Ontology annotation, cellular component: peroxisomal membrane; cytosol. Gene Ontology annotation, biological process: protein import into peroxisome matrix, docking. Lineage: Eukaryota; Metazoa; Chordata; Actinopteri; Cypriniformes; Cyprinidae.
UUACAUGCUUUUUUCUUAGUGAAGUCAAAAAUACCUUUUACCUUUAGAAAAAAAAAUGUUGCAGUUUAUUUUUAUUCUGCAUGUUGUUCAUUCUGCUGUGUUCACACCUUCUCACACCUCUGGCAACUGAAUACUGUAUUAUGUAACAAAACAAAUUUAAGUGGCGCCUCCUUGCUCCGAAGCUAAGAAGAACAACACACGAAGAGGAGGACCGAGACAUAUUCACUUGAUUUAGUAAGUUAGUUGCUAGCUGAACAACAUUAAAACGAUGAGAACACCUGGACUGAGCAUCUGUGAAUGACGGAACCGGCUCCGCCUAAAUCCGUUGGGCUGGGGAGAGGAGGGGGACGAACAGUCGACGAGGAGAGAAACUGUGUGUCUGAUAAAGGAGGGAGGACUUGCUGAAGAAUCAGACCAACUACGAUAAAAACCCACAGAGCCACACCGGGGCUGAGAUUAUGACGUAAGCACGAUCCUCGAGCGUUCAGCGCAUCCAUCGCGCUCCUCAGCAACUUGGUGAAGAGACUCGCCGGCGCGCGUGAAGCUCGGAAGCAGCUGCGCUCCAGCCUCCUCGCCUUAUAAAGUACAUCGAUGACGAAAGCUAUCGCGUGAGCGUAAAUUCAGCACUUGGUUCAAUAGACAGCUCCAGUGUGUCGGCUUCCCUAACUGGACUCAGUUUCAAGAGCAAUUCUUUCAGUACUUUUUAGAACACUCUCGCACGUAUGAACAUUAGAUUAUAUUUCUUGCUUUCAUCUAACUGCGAUCCAUAGUCUGGGACCUUCUCCACUAAAUAUGUACCAGGGGCAUUUGCAGCUGGUGAGUGAGCAACAAGAGAGCCGUCCCUUGCUGAGCCCUUCCAUCGAUGAUUUCCUUUGCGAGACCAAGUGUGAUGGAGCUGCCCGCCCAGUAACCUCCAACACAGCAGUACUCUCCUCCUCUCUGGACCUGCUGGAUCUGAGUGAGCCUGGUGAGAGAAGACACAGCAAAGACAGGAAGAGCCCUCAUUCUACUAAGGGCACACCAUACAGGAAGAAGCCAGAUGAAACAGAGCUGAUCCAAGUGGAUGUUGAACAGAGUAUACACUGUUCCCGCACACCUGAAAAGAUUUCAUUGGACUCAGUAGCAGUUCCAUCUUCUUUGGACAAAUGGGAAGAACUCAACCCACACCUGGAGCGAAAUGGUAGCAGAAAGUGGAAGCUUGAGAGAAGACGUUCAUCUAAAAAUUCUGGUGAAUUUGUGUGGUCUAUGGAUUGCAAGCCUCAGCAAGACACUGCCCCCAGGAACUCCCUGGAGGUCAGUAAUAAAGUAGACGCAGAAGCCGUGCCAGUAACUCAACUCAACAGGCAAUAUGUUAGUGGAAGACAUGGCCGUUUGAGCAAAGACCAAAGGUGGGGUAGCACACUCCUGUCCAGAAACCAGUCUCUGGAGGAAGAGUUUGAAAGAGCUAAGGCAGCAGUGGAGUCAGACACAGAGUUCUGGGAUAAGAUGCAGGCAGAGUGGGAAGAGCUCGCUCGCAGGAACUGGCUAACAGAGAACGAUCGACCACAGAUUCCCUCUAAUGUGUCUCCUUAUGAAAAGGGGUACUACUUCCACACAGAUAACCCUUUCAAAGACUGGCCAAAUGCAUUUGAGGAGGGAUUACGCAAGUCCAGAGAGGGAGACCUGCCCAACGCUGUACUUCUUCUGGAAGCAGCUGUACUGCAGGACCCUCAGGAUUCGGAGGCUUGGCUGGUGCUGGGAACCACGCAAGCAGAGAAUGAGAAUGAGCAGGCAGCAAUUGUCUCCCUCCAGAGGUGUCUGGAGCUCCACCCCAACAACCUCCAGGCCCUCAUGGCCCUGGCAGUGAGCCUGACCAACACGGGCAUGAGGCAGGAAGCGUGUGAGGCACUGCUGAGCUGGAUAAGGCACAACCCCAAAUACAAGCAACUUCUGAAGAGCCGCACACACCUGCAGGCCUCACCUGGUUCACGGAGACCCUCCUACCCUUCCGCAAUGGGCUGCCCCCUGCUGCCCGAGGUGAAGGAGCUGUACCUGGAAGCUGCCCAGCACAACUCGGACACGAUCGACCCAGACCUGCAGACAGGGUUGGGAGUGCUGUAUAACCUCAGCUCCGAGUUCAACAAAGCAGUGGAAGCCUUCAACGCAGCGCUGUCAGUGCGGCCGGAGGACUACCUGCUGUGGAAUCGGCUGGGGGCGACGCUGGCUAAUGGAGAUCGCAGCGAGGAGGCUGUGGAGGCCUAUACCAGAGCCCUUGAGCUGCAGCCCGGCUUCAUCCGCUCACGUUACAACCUCGGCAUCAGCUGCAUUAACAUGGGCGCUCACAGGGAGGCAGCCAGUAAUUUCCUGACGGCUCUUAGCCUGCAGAGGAAGAGCAGGAGUCGGCAGCUUUCGCACCAGGUCAUGUCUGGAAAUAUCUGGGCGGCCCUGCGGAUAGCGCUGUCCAUGCUGGACCAGCCGGAACUCUUUCAAGCUGCUAACAUAGGAGACCUGGACUUACUAAUGAAAGCUUUUAACCUGGAUAUGUGAGCGAGGAUACCCUUUAACCACGGCAAAUAUCCAAAGUCCUUUAUGAGAAGAACUUUGUCAGAAAAGCAACCUUUGCUUCGCAGAGCACCUUUACAUUCCUGAGAACUGAGUGCUGAAUGAUACUAUUUUACUAGAUUUGCACAUCAGUUUACGAUUACCCUAAAGAGCACAACGCCGGGUGAAGAUUGUACAAGUAUGCCUUAGAGAAAAUAUCAGCUAGACCUGCAAUGUAACAGUGAGAAUCGGGGGAAACCACAACUGAUGAGAGGAACGCAGACUAUAAAUGUGCAAGAACAACAUUAGCUUGAUGACUUGAUUAGAUGUACUGUACUGCGUAGACUUCAUGUAUUGGUUUCGAUUGCACUCUUUAUUUGAGAUGGUGGGGUUAUUAUAGAUUUUGGUGGCACUUAGUUCAACCCUGGACACUCCUCACCUGAUCUCUGCUGCAUCAUCCCCUUUAUUUCCUGAAGCUUGCAGACCAGAUUAAAAAGCCUUACUUAUCUUGCAUGUAAAAUAAAUAAUUGAGAUGUUAUCGGUAUGAUACCAGAUAAAAGCCAUUCCUUGCUAUACUUUGACCUCUUGAUGUAGAAGUCUGUUUUCCAUCAAGGUCUUUUUGUGAAACAUACCACAUCUUUGAAAUGUUACGCUGAUUAUUUCACAAAAUUCGAUGCACUGCCCCUUUUGCCACAGUUAUCAGCCUGGGAUUGACAGGAAAACUAGAAACUGCCCAAUAUAUAAGCCAAACUAUUUGUGAGCUUCACAGUUUUAUACCCUAAUAUUGUUGUUUUUCUUAUAUUACUUGUUAUGGUUCAUCUCCAGCUUGCAUGAUGUUUUAUUUUGCUCAUCAGUGUGAACGUGCAAGUUCUUAAUGUUGCAUAUGCGCUUGAAGAAAAGUCCUACGUUUUAAAAUGCUAUGCAAAACCUAUGGAUUUUUAUUUUUUUAUGCAGCUGGAAGCAGAAGAAAAGCCUAAAGCACCAGAAAGCAGUACUUGCUUUGUCACUUUUUUGUGUUUUAAGGUGUAAACUGGUAGGUAGACGGUAGAAGAUCUGGUAAUCCCGUGUAGAUGGUUUAUUGUAUUUUAAGGCUACAUGUACAUUAAUCCAGAUACAUCUGAAAAUGUCUUUUUCUCAACAUUUUGGCAUUUCGUCCCCACUGAGGUGCUGUUUUUGUUCUGUGAAAACAGAAUCUUUUAGAAGAUUCUGACGAUAGUCGAUACAGUUGAAAAUGCCACGUAAAUUUGUGGAAUAAAUUGUUUUCAC